AACAAUGACAUUUAUAGCAAAGACUUUUUAUGACCUGCAAGCAACUACACUAGAAGGGGAAACAUUAGAUUUUAAUAUUUUCAGAGGAAGAGUCGUUCUUAUUGAGAAUGUGGCAUCACUUUGAGGGACAACCACCCAGGACUACAGCCAGCUCAAUGAGCUCCAGAGCAGAUAUCCUCACCGACUUGUGGUCCUGGGCUUUCCCUGUAACCAGUUUGGAUAUCAGGAAAACUGCUCUAAUGCAGAAAUUCGGAAUUCAUUGAAGUAUGUACGUCCAGGUGAAGGGUAUCAGCCCACAUUUUCCAUUUUGGAGAAGUGUGAUGUAAAUGGAAAAGAUGCACAUCCUGUCUUUUCCUACUUGAAAGACAAGCUUCCUUAUCCAGAUGAUGACCCUAUAUCAUUUAUGCAGAACCCUAAAUAUCUAGCCUGGAACCCUAUUAGUCGGAAUGAUAUUUCAUGGAACUUUGAAAAGUUUCUAAUCGGACCAGAGGGUGAGCCCUUUAAAAGAUACAGUAGAAAGUUCAACACUAUUGAUAUUGAACCAGACAUCCAAAGACUGCUGAAGCUGACCAAAAAUGAAUCAAAACAUGCUAGUGAUCAUUGUGUUUGACUCAAACUUAGCAUCAUUGCGGCAUCAUCUCACUUUCUUUUAUAUUACUUAAUGAGAGUGAUACAGCAAAGUGUAAAGAGGUAUCACUUGAGACAACUGUAAAUAUAAAAGAAUUACAGAUCAUGUCAUUAGCAAAUUAUUGCUGCUCCAAAAAAAUGUGUAAUUCAAGUUAAACAGAUUAAAAACUAAGUACAUUAUUAAAUAGUACAUUCCAUACUAUUUGUACUGCAUGGUAGUAUUAUUUUAUCAUAUCAAAUACAUGUCUUACUGUUGUAACUGUUUCAACAUAAAUUUGUAUCUUUUGUCAGUGGAACUGUCUGUAUUUCUGUAUGGUUUAAUUACUAUAAAAACACAUAAAGCAUACUGACUGCCUGUCAUUAAAAAUGAUUUGUGUGAACGAGCUAAAGCUAAAUUGUUGCUCAUCUACAAAUGACCAAAAUGGUACAGUUGUACAUCAUUUUAUAUAGUUCAAGUUAGUAUGAUGCAUUUUGCUGGAUUAUUAUACAGUUUUAGUCAAAUAAUAAUUAUUUAAUUAUUUUAUAAGACCAAAUUAGACCUAAAGAGUUUCAAAAAAGGAAAUUUCCUAAUUCACAACUAAUAAAUUCUCCCUAUUUUUCAUAAACAUUUAUUUGUUCAUUUAUUGAGUGCAUGCUGUGACCUCCUGGCUGACACUGGUUUCUCCAAAGGUUUUUUUUUCUCCAUUUAUUUAUCAUUGGAGUUUGGGUUCCUCGCCACAGGGCAGUGUUGGCUUGCUCACCGGGAGACUGCAUUUAUUAGAUAUUAUUUACUAGAAUGAUGUUGCUUGUUCUAUUAACACCAUGCACUGUGCUGUGUUUUACAUUUUGUGUGUUUUUCUGUUUUUCUCAUUUUCUCCUGUAAAGCUGCUUUGGAACAAUGCACAUUGUGAAAAGCUCUAUAUAAAUAAAAAAAUAA
Messenger RNA from Triplophysa rosa, 1543 nucleotides. RefSeq names its product glutathione peroxidase 2 (gene gpx2). NCBI's taxonomy places the organism in Eukaryota, Metazoa, Chordata, Actinopteri, Cypriniformes, Nemacheilidae. The record is from RefSeq and is a predicted model, not a curated record. Gene Ontology annotation, biological process: response to oxidative stress. The transcript is spliced from 2 exons. Gene Ontology annotation, molecular function: glutathione peroxidase activity.